Messenger RNA from Lycium barbarum (goji berry), 1548 nucleotides. Its product is annotated as mitochondrial uncoupling protein 5. Gene Ontology annotation, biological process: mitochondrial transport; oxaloacetate transport; malate transmembrane transport. Bases 404 to 1351 code for a protein of 315 amino acids. Gene Ontology annotation, cellular component: mitochondrial membrane. Gene Ontology annotation, molecular function: thiosulfate transmembrane transporter activity; sulfate transmembrane transporter activity; malate transmembrane transporter activity. NCBI's taxonomy places the organism in Eukaryota, Viridiplantae, Streptophyta, Magnoliopsida, Solanales, Solanaceae. The transcript has a single exon. The record is from RefSeq and is a predicted model, not a curated record.
CAAACCCGCGUGUGCUUUGUAAGAAAACCUAAUUUCCACUCCCUCUCCUUUCUUUUCUUUCCCCCUAUAAAUUCCUUUCUUCCCCUUCUCCUCAACUCACAAUUCAUUUUUUUUUUUCCAAUCUCUUACAACAUAUGUCUCACAGACCCAACAUUCCACACUUCUCAUCUAUAGCUUUUGGUCUCCAUUCUCAUCUCCUGGUUUCCAGUGAGAUGUCCUCUAAUUCUAACUGGUCUUAACUAUUUCUUCAAUCAAUUUAUUCAGUUUUCACUACCCCAAAUUCUUAUUAGAAAUAGUUUAAAUAUACCCCUUCUAUUAUACUUUCUGUCAAAAUAUACCCUCCCCAUCAUUCUUUUUUUUUUUUUUUUUUAGUGCUACCAAAUUUAUUUUGAUUUCUUGAAACAUGGGUGUUAAAGGAUUUGUUGAAGGAGGCAUUGCUUCUAUUAUUGCUGGAUGUAGUACUCACCCACUUGAUUUAAUUAAAGUCCGAAUGCAACUUCAAGGAGAAUCUCCGGCCUCUGUUCAGAAUCUCCGGCCAGCACUUGCCUUCCACACUGCUACUACCAAUAUCCAUAUUCCGGUUGCUCCGACCCGUGUGGGACCCGUUUCAGUAGGUGUAAAAAUAAUACAACAAGAAGGUGUUAAGGCUUUGUUUUCCGGUGUAUCAGCAACUAUGCUAAGGCAAACACUUUAUUCUACGACCCGAAUGGGGUUGUACGAUAUGUUGAAACAGAAAUGGAGCGACCCGGAUAACGGCAGUAAUAUGUCGUUAUCCAGGAAGAUCCUCGCUGGCUUGAUAGCCGGCGGGGUGGGAGCGGCCGUCGGUAAUCCUGCUGACGUGGCGAUGGUCCGCAUGCAGGCAGACGGUCGUCUCCCAUUGGCGCAACGACGCAACUACAAGAGCGUCGUUGAUGCCAUUACUCAAAUGAGUAAAAGCGAAGGUGUUACUAGCCUGUGGCGCGGUUCAUCCCUUACAGUGAAUCGCGCUAUGCUAGUAACAGCAUCGCAACUAGCAUCGUAUGAUGAGUUUAAGGAGAUAAUUCUAGCGAAGGGGCUUAUGAAAGACGGGCUUGGGACCCACGUGACGGCGAGUUUCGCGGCGGGAUUUGUGGCGGCUGUGGUGUCGAAUCCUGUGGAUGUGAUUAAGACACGUGUCAUGAAUAUGAAGGUGGAGCCAGGGAUGGCCCCACCUUAUAAUGGGGCACUUGAUUGUGCUAUGAAAACUAUUAAAGCUGAGGGGCCAAUGGCUCUUUACAAGGGGUUUAUUCCUACAAUCUCAAGGCAAGGACCAUUUACUAUUGUGCUCUUUGUUACACUGGAACAAGUCCGCAAAUUGCUCAAGGAUUUCUGAUGAUGACGACGAAGAAAAAAGUGGAAUUUAGUAUCACGAAUUAACAAAAAAAUGUUUCGUUUAAUUGAUGUUUUUAAGUUUAAAUUUGUUACUUAAGUUUGGGAGAGAAGUAAUACCAAGUCUAUGGCCAAAUGUUGUGUUCUUAGAUCAUAUACUAUAAUUACUUCUAUAUAAAAAUGAUUUCUUGUUUGGUGGGA